CGCCAAGCACAAGAAACAAGAGAUAAGCCUUCUAAAAUAAUACAGGAAAAUAUUAUUAAUACACCUGAAGCAAUUAGACCAUAUCUUCCCUCAACAAACGCCUGUUGUAGAAAAAUUCAACGUGUAAGACAUGCAGGAUUACCACCUCAACUGCAAAACAUUGCCGAAUUCGAUAAUGAAAUUGAUCUCUAUCCUCCUAGAAUCAUCACCGAUUUUGAAGUCACUGCAAUAAAUGCAUCACGGUUUAUGUUUCCUGGAGUUAUAAAUAAGGCAUGUUUCUUUCAUUUGAGACAGAACAGAUGGAAGAAGAUACAAAAAUGUGGAUUAGCAAGCAAAUACAGAAAUGAUACAUGCUUUAGUAUCAAAGUACGAUGUUUGUUUGCUUUAGCUUUUUUACCCCCUAGUGAGAUCCCAAGCGCAUUCAAUAUUUUAAAACCACAAAUGCCUCAAGAGGCAAGAGAACUAGUUUUAUAG
Molecule: messenger RNA, 474 nt
Organism: Dentiscutata erythropus
Lineage: Eukaryota; Fungi; Glomeromycota; Glomeromycetes; Diversisporales; Gigasporaceae
Source: the annotation of a GenBank genome assembly